Messenger RNA from Poecilia latipinna (sailfin molly), 2023 nucleotides. RefSeq names its product nucleoredoxin-like protein 1. The coding region runs from base 1050 to 1748 and encodes 232 amino acids. Gene Ontology annotation, biological process: photoreceptor cell maintenance. Lineage: Eukaryota; Metazoa; Chordata; Actinopteri; Cyprinodontiformes; Poeciliidae. The transcript has 5 exons. The record is from RefSeq and is a predicted model, not a curated record. Gene Ontology annotation, cellular component: mitochondrion.
UCCCGUGUUUCGCCCUGGCGUGCGGGUGACAGUCUGAAUGGGCUGCUGAAGGGAUGCCAACAGAUCUGAAAAAUCCCCCCUGACACAUAAUUUAAUGUCAUAUUACAGCUGAGCGACAGGCAGAAACGCGUUGGCACCGGUCGCGAAGCGGAGCUAACGAGCUUUGGCAUGCAAUUGUGCGCACUUAGAUGUUAAUGUCCAGAAGCCAUGCUUGUGUGCGUCUCGCCGCGGGAGUGUUUCGAUUAACCUGGGUGUUUACAGUGUUUGGCUGCCUCUGUGGAUCAGUAAGCGUGUUUUCCAGCCUGCAACCCGGGGUUCACUAGAACCAGCAUCAAACCGCGGCGACUUACUUUCUCGGCUCAUUUCCUCGCCUCUCUGUCGCAUGCUGGCUUUUAAAUCACCCUGAUAGUCGGGCCCAAAAGAUUCAGUGUUGUGCUUUAAAGGUUUAAUGCGCAGACAUUUCUGUGAAAGGGGUGAGGAGGUGGGGGAGGGGGGAGUUGAAACCGGGUCAUUAGUCUCACUCGACGCUUGUUUCAAACCUAUCUAACUCCAUUUUACAUUUUCCCACAGUGUUUCUUUCUACCCCACUGUGCAUGUCCGUCCUCGCUUUGCAAUCCAAUUUGUCCUCCUCUCCUUUAUCCUUCCUCUCCUCCCCUCCCUUCUUCAUUUGAAGUAAUAAGAUUUCUGCUGUUCAGCGGAGAGUUUUAGAAACACACACACACACACACACACAUUGAAAAGCAACCUCUACCCCUCAAUUACUGCGGUGCCACACCUCCAGCUAUCUCUAAUCUCCUUCGGUGGACCUCGGAGUCCAGGCUGAAACAAAUUACAGAGCGGGGCGAGGAGGCAGCGAAAGGUGUCACUAAAAAUAACAAACUUCACAGGAUUCAAAAAGAAAAAAAAAGAAAGAAAGGAAGGAAGAAGAAUGAAAACUGAUCGAAUCAAAACGAGGACGUUUUGACGGAGGUGGAGGGAAGCGGCGGAUUUAUUUCUCGUAGGAGUGUGAGGAGUUUCAAGGGAGGGCUUCCCCAUCGCUGCCCGCCAACAUGGUGGACCUGUUCCUAGACCGAGUUCUUGUGGAGAACAACUCGGACCAGGACGAGUUCAACACGGAGCGCGAGAUCAUCGGGAUCCUGGAGAACCGAGUCCUGCUGCUCUUCUUUGCGACGGCCGAGUGUGAGAAGUGCCAGAGGUUUGUGCCCGUCCUCAACAGCUUCUUCAGGAAGCUGAAAGAUCCAGCGUACAUCGAAUACCCCAAACUGCUCGCUCUCAUCUAUGUCAGCUUGGACCAAUCUGAGGAGCAGCAGAAAAAAAUCCUCAAAGAGCUCCACAAAAGGACUUUAUUUUUGGCGUUUGACGACCCGUACAGAAAGGAGCUCCAGGCCAUGUUUAUGGUGAAGGAUGUCCCAGCGGUGGUGGUCCUGCGCCCCGACGGCUCCGUCCUCUCUCCGAACGCCGUGCGGGACAUCUGCCGCCUUGGCACCGACUGCUUCCGCAACUGGCAGGAGUCGGCGGAGCUGGUGGAGAGGACCUUCAUGCUCAACGAGGAGUUUGACGACCCCAACCUGCGGAGCGCCACCGACCCCGUGAGGAGGCUCAAGUACAAGACCGAAGACGACAAGAGGAACAAGAGAUGGUGGAAGCUUUGGGUGAAGGGAAAGGACGGAAACGGCGAGGAGGAAAAAGACGAAGCAUGGGACAUGAAGAGAAAGAGUGGAGAUGGAGGAAUUUGGCGAAAGAGAUGAAAGAGUUUUUGGUUUUUUUAUGAUAUAGCCUAACUUUUUUUCUUGUUUUUUGCUCUCUUCAAUCUAAUUCUGUUCACCUAAAAACGAACCACACCUGUUGUUGCUGCUGACCCAACACUGUUUUCAAAACAUCUGAUAUUAUAGUUUAUACAUUAUAUAUUUAAGAAAAAAAUUUAAUGGUCUAUAUAUGUUUUUUAUUAUAGAUAAAAUACUCAGAACUGUACAAAGAAAUUUGUUGAAUUACAUAAUUUUUUUUUCUUGGUUUUCUAGAUAAA